Molecule: messenger RNA, 945 nt
Organism: Parascedosporium putredinis
Lineage: Eukaryota; Fungi; Ascomycota; Sordariomycetes; Microascales; Microascaceae
Source: the annotation of a GenBank genome assembly
AUGGCCGACUCGGAGCAGCCAACGUGGAACGACACCAUGCGGACGGUCGCCGAGCCGCUGCCGCUCCUCACACGAGCCUACUAUGCCUCCGUGAUGAGCGUGCUCCAAGGCAUGGGCGCCCACGGGCAAUGGUACCAGGGCUGGCAGCAAUAUUUCUACCCUCCGGAAAAGGGCCCGAAUAUCGUCAAGACCUACGACAUCCGCCAGAACCUACCCGUCCGCCCCUGGUACCCCUUCCCCACCGCCAUCACCGACGUCGCCGCCCUCUACGUCGCCGCCGUCGACGACGAAUCCCUACCCAUCGACCCCGCCCGCAUCGCCGUCACGGGUUUCAGCGCCGGCGGCAACCUCACCCUCGGCCUCAGCCAGGUCGACUCCGUCCGGAACCACCCCCGCGCCCCGCCCAGCGCCAUCGCCAAGCGCCGCCAGUACAAGGUCGGGUCCUCCCUCGGCGGCAUCCGCGCCCAGCGCAAGGACUGGAUCCUCGGCCUCGCGCCCAUUUUCGACUGGGCCUACAUUAAAGUCGGCACCGACCUGCGUGACCCGCUGCUCUCCCCGUAUUUCGCGCCCCGCGACCACUUGCCCCGGCACGUCUUUGUCAUUGGCGCCGAGCUGGAUUUCCUCGUCUGCGAGGCGCAUCAGCUCGCGCUGAAGCUUGCCGGCAAGCAGGAUGAUCCGCGCUUCAACACCGUGCCGGGCCGGCCGGAGCCCGCGGCGGAGAUGGGCAAGUUGGAGCUCGAGGACCCGCGUUUUGCGUGGGAGGAGAGCGAUGCGCAGGGCCGUAGCGUGCGGUGGCUGCUCGUGCCGGAUCAGGUGCACGCUUUCGAUGUGCAGGUGGGUCGCUCGGUCUUGGGGGAUGAGGUGGGCGUCAAGGACGCGGUGUUGAAGACGGAGGCGUAUGUGAAGCUCAUGGGCGAGUGGCUGCUCAACAAGGUCUGGGCCUGA